ACUUCAGUGUUAAUUUCGUCGAUAAAAAAUCAAGCAAUCACCGAAAUGUAUGGGUUUGAUUUAACAAGAAAUUAUAAAAAUAAAAGAAUUUGCGCGCAACCAGAAACUUUCCAAGUUUUUGAUAACAACUAUUCUGCAUCAUCUUUCAGUUCCGUUUAUUCUAAUAUAACUGAUGAGGAGGUAGUACUCUGGAUUGAUAUUGCACCGUCUGGAGUAGAAAACAAAUAUAUCAGCUUUUGCAAAGUUUUUCAUUUACAGCAACCGUGUUUUUUCGAUGUAAUCAAAAAUUACACUUCAGAACCCAAUCAAACCAUUGUCUACGACUACAACGGUAAACGUUUUACUUACCUCUCAAACGAAUACAUCCCACUUGCAAAUGGUGUUGGGGUAUGUAAAGAAAGUGACAAAAAUAUUUCUUUGAAAUGGAAAGUUAAAGUUUUAAACGUUGCAAAUAUUAUAUCAAAUAUUGGAACAUCAGUAAGUGUACUGUGUUAUUUAGCUAUCAUAAUUGUUUACAUCUACUUUAAAGAACUUAGAACAUGGUCGAGUGUGACGUCAACAACUUUAUGUAUAAAUUUUUUUUGUGCUGAUUUUACAUUUUUAAUUUCAACACAAGUCAACAAAAAUAGAUUAUGGUGCGAAGUGUUCUCCAUACUUUUACAUUGGUUUCUGUUGGUAGCUUACCAUAGUCUCCUUAUCUUAGCGCUCGACGUGGCUACUACGUUCGGUUCUCAUAAUCAUCAAUUUUCAAAACGGAAAAAGUUAAUUCAAUAUUUUAUUGUAAUUUAUGUUGUACCAUCAAUAUAUUUGUUUAUAAAUGUUACGUUGGAAAAAACUGGUGUCGCGUAUAUUGGUUAUGGAGAUGGAAUAUGCUGGAUACAAGAAUUUUACGCAAAGCUUUUCUCUUUUAUAAUUCCAAUUGUGAUUAUUAUUUUUACAUCUUUAUCGUGCUUGUUAUUUACCGUUUAUAAAAUCACUCUGUCAGAGAAAAAAAGCAUCAAAGUGUUUGGAGAAGGAAGAACAUCUCGAGUUGAUGUCGCGAGGGUAGCUUUGAAACUCACAUUAAUACUUGGAGUAUUUGAGUUACUUGGUUUUGUUCAAAUAAGUAAAGUAUCGUUGUCAGAAGGAGAAGAGACCUUUAAUACCAUUGUUGCAGUUAUAUACAUGGUUUUUAGAUCUGCAAAAGGAAUUUUGUUGUUUGUUGCUUAUAUUUGCACGCAAAAAGUCCAAAAAAUAAUUACUAAGUUAACUCUAUUCAUUCAAACUAAAAGCAAAGGUAACACUAACACACGGGAAGAAAAGCAUUCUUAA
Messenger RNA from Hydra vulgaris (swiftwater hydra), 1311 nucleotides. The record is from RefSeq and is a predicted model, not a curated record. NCBI's taxonomy places the organism in Eukaryota, Metazoa, Cnidaria, Hydrozoa, Anthoathecata, Hydridae.